This is a messenger RNA of Rhincodon typus (whale shark), 1131 nucleotides long. RefSeq names its product tripartite motif containing 54 (gene trim54). The transcript is spliced from 9 exons. The coding region runs from base 1 to 1131 and encodes 376 amino acids. NCBI's taxonomy places the organism in Eukaryota, Metazoa, Chordata, Chondrichthyes, Orectolobiformes, Rhincodontidae. Gene Ontology annotation, molecular function: zinc ion binding. The record is from RefSeq and is a predicted model, not a curated record.
AUGAACCUUGCAGUGGGAUUCAAACCAAUGCUUGGAGGCGCGCAGACAAUGGACAGUUUGGAGAAACAACUAAUUUGUCCUAUUUGUCUGGAAAUGUUCACAAAGCCAGUUGUGAUUUUACCAUGUCAACAUAACUUGUGUAGAAAAUGUGCCAAUGAUGUUUUCCAGGCUUCCAAUCCAUUCUGGCAGUCGAGAGGCUCCACAACAGUGCCUUCAGGGGGUCGCUUUCGCUGUCCUUCCUGCCGACAUGAGGUAGUACUGGAUCGCCAUGGAGUUUAUGGCCUGCAGAGAAAUCUCCUGGUGGAAAAUAUCAUUGACAUCUACAAGCAAGAAUCAUCCAGGCCACUGCAUACCAAAUCUGACCAGCAGUUAAUGUGUGAAGAGCAUGAAGAGGAAAAGAUUAAUAUUUACUGCCUGACUUGUGAGGCUCCAACUUGCUCAAUGUGCAAAGUCUUUGGUGCUCACAAAGAUUGUGAAGUGGCACCUCUCCAAAAUGUCUACAAACGUCAAAAGACUGAGCUCAGUGACGGUAUUGCAAUGCUGGUGGCAGGAAAUGACAGAAUCCAGGCAAUCAUUACUCAGCUGGAAGAGAUAUGUAAAACGAUUGAGGAUAACAGCAGAAGACAAAAGCAACUCCUUUGUGAAAAAUUUGAUUUUCUGUACGCCAUUCUAGAAGAGAGGAAAAAAGAAAUGCUUCAAUGUAUUACGCGUGAACAGGAGGAGAAAGUACAGUAUGUGCGAUCUCUGAUGAGACAACAUGGGGAUCAUUUGGAGGGAGCCAGCAAACUUGUGGAAACAGCUCUGCAGUUUACAGAGGAACCUCAGAUGGCAGUGUUCCUGCAGAAUACAAAGCAGCUGAUUAAAAAAGUUAUUGAUACCUCAAAAGCAGCUCAGUUGGAGAGAACGGAACCUGGAUACGAAAACAUGGAUCAUUUUGUGGUCAAUCUUGGAAGAGCUGAACAGGUGCUACAAAGGAUAAAUUUCCAAACAGAUUACCAGGGAGAAGAUGAGGAAGAAGUAGAGGAAGAAGAGAUAGAGGAAGGUGGAGGAGCUGAAGAGGAUGGAGAAACAACUGAUGGUGAUGAAUUACCAACUCCACUGCAUUCUACUGGAACAAACCUAACAUUUUGA